AUGUCAUUUUUAAGUGGAUCAUUUUCAUUGGAUAUAUUUAGAAGGUGUGAUGUGGGAUCAAUGGCAAUUAAGCAUAAUUAUUGCACGCUGGGGUUGAGGUUGAGAUUCCAAAUUAUUCAUCUGGUUCACACAAAUAGUGGGAAUUUUUCAUUAAAUCAUGUAGGAUUAAUGGUGUCAUUAUUGUAUAUAGUAAUAACUCAUAUUCAGAUAGUAAUAACUCAUACUCAUAUUCAGAUAGUAAUAACUCAUAUUCAGAUAGUAAUAACGCAUAUUCAGAUAGUAAUAACUCAUAUCCAGAUAGUAAUAACUCAUAUUCAGAUAGAAAUAACUCAUAUUCAGAUAGUAAUAACUCAUAUUCAGAUAGUAAGAACUCAUAUUCAGAUCGAAAUAACCGAUAUUCAAAUCGAAAUAACUCAUAUCCGAAUGCAAAAGACUUCAAUGAAGUUUGGUCAGAUGACAUCAUUCAGUGGACUAAAACCACCAAAGCCGCCAUGUUGGAGAGAUUUCGUUCAGCAGGGUAAAAAAGAAAACAAUCCGACUCAAUUAGAUAUUUCCGAUUCAAAUAAAACUUUCGGUAAUAAAUUAGGCAGUCGUGUUAAAGUUGAAAAUAAUCGUUCUUCGUCGAUACCUAGACCAAUUAAACCUACUAAACGGGUACGUGCUAGAAUUCAUCGCACGCGUAGUGAACAUUUAAUUCACGAGGAAGACUUACCAGAAACCAAUAUGGCGACCAGUCUGGCAAACACCAGACCUAAAGAAUUCGGUUUACGGAAACAAUUUCUUGAGGAUCGUUUGAACAAAGAAGAAAAUACAAAACGGUGUCAAAGUUGGCUACAAUCUAUUGAAGCCUGUGAACCAUUGGACGAAAUAAGAUAUACUCACACAAAUUCAAAAGAUGUGGAGGGUGUGGUCCUAGAGAUACCGGAAGAGACCAUUUGGGAUGGGGAAGGGGGAGAUCUCAAACCACCAUUAAAUACGAGUGCCUCAAGCUCAGAAACUGAAUUACACUCAUGGCUUAUGAAACAAACUGGUGAACCUUAUGUGAUAGACUCCGAUGAAAAUCUUUAUAGGAAGGAAAUUCUAGAAAUGACUGCGGGUGUACAUGAACAAUUCAUCAAGGACAAAUCAUUAGGAGUUGAUUCGGGUGGCCUUGAAUGA
This is a messenger RNA of Lottia gigantea (owl limpet), 1158 nucleotides long. RefSeq lists its product as hypothetical. The transcript has 4 exons. Bases 1 to 1158 code for a protein of 385 amino acids. The record is from RefSeq and is a predicted model, not a curated record. NCBI's taxonomy places the organism in Eukaryota, Metazoa, Mollusca, Gastropoda, Lottiidae.